Molecule: messenger RNA, 1239 nt
Organism: Eutrema salsugineum
Lineage: Eukaryota; Viridiplantae; Streptophyta; Magnoliopsida; Brassicales; Brassicaceae
Product: phosphoglycolate phosphatase 2
Exons: 11
Coding region: 100-996 (298 amino acids)
Molecular function (GO): phosphatase activity
Source: RefSeq, a predicted model, not a curated record
ACUGCCAAUUGUGCUCGCUCUGUGUCUGAAUCAUCAUCAUCAUCAUCAUCAACAAUCGAAAUUCCCGAAUUCUGGGAAAGAAAGUUGGAAGACACUCCAAUGGCGCCUCAGCUUCUCUCCUCCAGUAACUUCAAAUCUCUGUUUGACUCUGUCGACACUUUCCUCUUUGACUGCGAUGGUGUUAUAUGGAAAGGUGAUACGCUCAUCGAUGGCGUCUCUCACACUCUCGACUUACUCCGUUCUAAGGGUAAAAAUGUUGUGUUUGUGACCAACAAUUCGAUGAAAUCGAGGAGACAAUACGCUGAGAAAUUCCGAUCUCUGGGUCUCGCUUCUGUUACUCAGGAGGAGAUUUUCUCUUCGUCAUUUGCGGCAGCUAUGUACCUCAAAGUCAACAAUUUCCCCAAGGACAAGAAGGUAUAUGUGAUCGGUGGAGAGGGCGUUCUUGAGGAGCUGCAGAUUGCCGGUUUUACUGGUCUUGGUGGUCCUGAAGACAAUGAAAAGAGGGCACAAUGGAAAUCGAACUCUGUCUUUGAACAUGAUAAAGGCGUGGGAGCAGUUGUGGUCGGACUAGACCCCAACAUAAACUAUUAUAAACUUCAGUAUGGGACCCUCUGUGUACGCGAGAAUCCGGGAUGUCUUUUCAUUGCGACCAAUCGUGAUGCAGUUGGACAUAUGACGGAUCUGCAAGAGUGGCCUGGUGCUGGUUGUAUGGUGUCUGCAAUGUGUGGAUCAACUGAUAGAGAACCAAUAGUGGUCGGGAAACCAUCUACUUUCAUGAUGGACUUUCUGCUACAGAAAUUUGGGACAGAAACGUCAAGAAUGUGCAUGGUGGGUGAUAGGCUAGAUACUGAUAUCUUGUUUGGGCAGAACGCUGGCUGCAAAACUCUCCUCGUCCUAUCAGGGGUGACAAGUGAAUCUAAUUUACUAGACAAGGGUAACAAGAUUGAACCAGACUAUUACACAAGCACGGUCUCUGAUAUCAUUAAACUGAUGUAGUCCCCCUUGUAAGUAAGAGCAUCAUCACCUUGCUUUACCUUGAAACAGUAGUCCAUGUCCUGUUAUUGCGUAUGGCAAGAUGAGAUUUCUGAUUUUUUUUGCUCUUUGUUAAUAAUCAAUCUGGUGAUCCAUCCAUCAUCAGAAAACAAGGCCUGCUAGCUUUUAAUAAAGGCUGAGUUGAAUACAUUUGUUGUUAUGUUUCUGAAUGAAGGAUCUGAACAAUUUGAAUGAUUGAAAAGAAAA